GGUUAGUAGCCGCGUGGGCCGCUACGCGUUCUUUCGGCGCCACCGUCGAAGCCAUUUUUUCGCCGUUCGUUUCCUCUCGCGCUCUCACCCGCAGACGCCGAAGCAAUCGAGAAAAUGGCGUCCGAAAGUUUGGUGGUGGUACGUGGUGGUGGUGUGUACAACCGCAACAACUAGCGGAAAACAAUAAAAAAACCAGAGAGAGAAUCCCGCUUAAAAAACACUAGUUUUUUGAAAAUGUGCGUUUCUCCGUGCUGAUUGCUAUAAUAAUUAGCGAGUACGUGCGUUUAUUCCCCCUGUGCCCCGUCCGAAAAUGACGGCAAACAUGUAUCGUGUCGGAGAUUACGUGUAUUUUGAAACUUCGUCAACGUCCCCAUACCAAAUCCGGAGGAUUGAAGAACUGAAUAAAACGCCCUCCGGUAAUGUGGAGGCGAAAGUGAUGUGCUUCUAUCGUAGGAGAGAUUUACCGCCCCAGUUGAUCCAGCUUGCUGAUAAACACCAAUGUGCCUUAGACGAAACGAACGGUAGUCCAGUCUCGGAUUCUUCACUUUCCAGCGAGCAGCUGGGUCCCAAGCAGCGUCACCAAAUGAAACAUAGAGAACUCUUCUUGACCCGACAAGUGGAGACCCUCCCGGCCACCCACAUCCGCGGCAAAUGUUCGGUGACGCUCUUCAACGAAACGGAGGCGCUCUCCUCGUACCUCAAUAAGGACGACAUGUUCUUUUACUGCCUAGUCUACGACCCUGCCCAGAAAACACUUUUAGCCGAUAAGGGAGAAAUACGAGUUGGUACAAAGUACCAAUGUGAUAUCCAACCGUUACUGCGCGAGGGCGAGAGCGACCAGCGCGACCUCACCGAAACGGAAACGUUAGCGUGGACGCCCCACCACAACCUGAGCGACCGACAGAUCGACCAGGUGCUGGUCGUGUCACGUAGCGUCGGUACGUUCGCCCGCGCCCUCGACUGUAGCUCGAGCGUGAAACAGCCGUCGCUGCACAUGAGCGCGGCCGCCUCCAGUCGCGACAUCACGCUCUUCCACGCGAUGGACACGCUGCACCGGCACCGGUACGACCUCGCGGACGCGUUGUGCUCCCUGGUGCCGAGCAGCGGUCCGGUACUGUGCCGGGACGAGAUGGAGGAGUGGAGCGCCUCGGAGGCGAACCUGUUCGAGGAGGCGCUGCUCAAAUACGGGAAAAACUUCGACGAUAUCAGGAGCGACUUUUUGCCCUGGAAGACUUUGAAGAAUAUUAUCGAGUAUUAUUAUAUGUGGAAAACGACUGAUAGGUAUGUCCAACAGAAACGGGUGAAGGCGGUAGAAGCGGAAUCAAAACUCAAACAAGUCUACAUUCCCAAUUACAACAAACCGAACCCGGCCGCCCUGAAUAACAACAAAGGAGUCCUGAACGGAAACAGCAACGGCAGCGGGGAUACCGCCGUAUCCCUUGGCGGAAAAGCGUGUGAAUCCUGCAACGUGACCGCUUCGACGCAAUGGUACGCGUGGGGUCCGUCACACAUGCAGUGCCGGUUGUGUCAGCAGUGCUGGAGCUACUGGAAAAAAUACGGCGGCUUGAAGAUACCGACGCGGUUCGGUGACGGCACAGAGUUCGAAAGUAGCGGAAAAAAACGGUCCGGGAGCGACCUGGAGGACGAGAAGGGCAUGGGACAUCGCCCCCAUCGUUGUAACAUUGGCGGAUGCGGAAAAGAAUUUAAACUAAAAGCCCACCUAGGACGACACUACGCCACCGCACACGGCAUAGCGGUGCGAGCCGGUUCUCCCCGGCCGGUAAUGAAAACUCGGACCGCGUUCCAUUUGUUAACGACCCCGUUGACCCGACUGUCGAGACGCCUCUGUCGUGAAAUAAUGAGACCGAGACACGCCGCCAGGUGUCCCUCGUUCGCCAUCAACAUCCAAGCGGUGAAACAAGAAUGUGCCGCGCAAAUGGCUCAUAAAACGCAACAAGAGGUGCAGCUCCUGAUGAUGUACAGGAAACGAAACCGGGGAAGCGUCACGGCGAUCGCCACCCGGUUGGGGAGAUCCAGUGCGGUUACGCCGCAAUGGUUGAUUUUGACCGAUAAGGAUCUUCUGCCCCAACCGGAAGUGGUGGCUUUCCCUAAACCCCCGAAAGCGGCCGACGGAAGUUUACUGUACGAGCGAGUGCCGAAUAAACCGGAAGCGGAGAAGAUUCCUCUGAAUAAUAUGUCGCCUUCUUUGAAACGUCGGACGUACGAAGAGAUGAAUGGUAUCGAUAGUUCCUCAUUAAACGCCCCACCGGCAGCAAAACGAAUGGCCAAAGAUCCCUUACCGAUAUCCCGGCACCUGCCGGCGAUGCCGCCGGUCGCGGUGCCGGUGGUGUUACCGGGAUCGGGGGCGGGGGCCCCGUUACCGCCGACGGUGCCGCUGGCGGUACCGCCGCCGUCCGGCACCACCGCCGACCAGUACCAGGCGAUGAUGGCGGCGGCGGCCGCCCACGUCGGUCAAUUGGCCCCCAGCAACUUGAUGAUGGGCGGAGGAGGGUCCCAGAUGCCCCGGCAGGUGGCGCAGGUCAACGGCAAACCAAAGAUCGCGCAGAUGACGAGGUCCGGAUCGGGGCGUAAGCAGGUCAUCAGUUGGAUGGACGCCCCCGACGAUUUGUACUUUAGGGCCACGGAGACCAAUAAAAAAAUCCGUCGUCAAAUAUCGUCGUUGGAGUUGCGACGUGCGGCAAGAAAACCGUGGCGAUACCUAAAAUCGAAACUAGUCGAUCAACUGCAGGUGGUGGUACUCGAUUGACAGUGACCCCUCGAGCCCAUCCGCCUCUUGUAAAUGAAUUCCUCCUCCUCCUAUUGAUGAUCGAUUUGUUUUUCUUGAUCCGUUAAGUGAAUCGAGUGAGUGCUCAGGGCGCCAUCUGGCGCCGACUACAAACACUGAUCAGCAGUGUAGAAGUGUACAUAGAGUGGGACAGAUAGAUAGAUAGACUCUUUUUACAUGUUUUUUUGUAUCAAAACGAAAAUAAUGUUUGUUGUUUUUUAAUGGGUCCUUGGGAUUGUUGCGACGCUUUUUACCGACAAACAGUCAAUUUCCCUAUUCGUGUAUAUAAUAAGAUAAGUUCUUAUUUGCAUUAUGCAUUAUGGUUUCUCAGUUUUUAGUUUUGUUGUUCAACAACAAUCCAAGGGGGGGCUCUCUGUAAAAAAAGUUUGAUUAAUAAAUCCGACCCCGUAGCAAUAUGUUAAGAACAUUGUAAAUCUUAAAUGGACACACACGAAAAAAAAAUGGAAAAAAUAUUUGUGAUCUAACUGAUAAGCACACAUUUUUUUUUCAAUUAAAUUAUGCAACUUUUAAUUCUUUUUUUUUAUUUAUUAAGCAUAUUGUACAAUAAAACAUAAUAUACA
Messenger RNA from Anthonomus grandis grandis, 3366 nucleotides. RefSeq names its product metastasis-associated protein MTA1 (gene MTA1-like). Gene Ontology annotation, cellular component: NuRD complex; nucleoplasm. The transcript is spliced from 13 exons. Gene Ontology annotation, biological process: negative regulation of transcription by RNA polymerase II. Gene Ontology annotation, molecular function: chromatin binding; histone deacetylase binding; sequence-specific DNA binding. Bases 311 to 2767 code for a protein of 818 amino acids. The record is from RefSeq and is a predicted model, not a curated record. Lineage: Eukaryota; Metazoa; Arthropoda; Insecta; Coleoptera; Curculionidae.